CUGUGGUUUUCUUUGCCUUUUGUUGCUUUGGUUGGUCUGGUCUGGUCGUGUUUGUGGUUUUUAGGUUGGUAAUGGGUCUGUAGCUAAGCUUAAGCAAUGGUGUUGGUGGCUGGUUCGGGUUGGUAAGCUGAUAAUAGCGAAAGGUGUCUGUAGGUGGUAAGGAAGUGACGUAGAAAACAGUUUUAGUUCUCAAAUCCUUCUUCUACUUAGCCUUUUAAGCUCUACAAAAGCCUCAAUGGCGAAGCAAGCAAAAAACGAGGGUGUCCUAGACAGGAUCAGUACUUUGCCUGAUCAUAUGCUUUGUCACAUGUUGUCUUUCCUUCCCAUCAAAGAUGCAGUUCGAACCUCUGUUCUUUCACCUAGGUGGAGAUAUCUCUUUACUUUUAUGUCCACCCUGGAUUUAUAUGAUUAUCGUCAAUUUCGAGGUUUCACUCGUAGAGAUUUUAACGAUUUCAAGAACUUUGUUGAUAGACUAUUGCUUUUCCCCAAGCAGCAGGUACGUUUAGAAUGCUUUAGGGUGUCUGAGAAUGCAUCUGACGGUGAUUGUCCACGCCUUUAUGGUUGGAUAUGUGCCGUAUUAAGCCGUGGAAUUAAGGAACUUGUGGUAAGCUAUGGAAAAAACCUCAGGUUGCCAACUCUUCUGUUUACUUGCCAGUCAUUGGUGACACUGGAAUUGGAUAUACCUGGUGACAUGAAGAUUCCACCUGACGUUUCUUUACCAAAUCUGAAAUCUCUAAAUCUCUCAAAUUUCCUAUUUUCAGAUGGUUUAAUUUUUAAGCUAGUUUCUAGUUGCCAUGUACUUGAAGAGUUGUAUAUGGAGUUUGUGAAAUUGGGUAGAAACAUAACUGAGGUGAAUAUCCAUAGUCUUUCACUUAAGAGAAUGACUUUAGAAUUUGUAUUGGUUAACAGAGAUAAGGAUUAUAAGAUGGUGAUUAAUGCUCCAAAUCUUGAAUAUUUCAAAUUUUAUGACAUGCUAGCUGAUGGCUAUCGUGUGAGUAGCAUGAAUUCUCUAGAACAUGCUAAUAUUAGAGUCCAUCAAUGUCCUGAGUACGCAAUAUAUGAUGUGAACCGUGAACGUGCUGCUACUAAUCUUCUUCAAGCAAUUUGCAAUGUGAAGUGUUUAUAUUUACUCAUUACGCACGCUGAGACGCUUAUCCCAAUGGGUCCUGAACCAGUGUUUGCAUUUCACAAGCUUGUUCAACUGAAAUUUGUUAAUGAAACUGAAGCCUGGGUAGGAACGUGGAUUUUGGAGUUCCUGCAUUGCGUGCCUAAUCUAGAGAUCCUUCACUUAGCCCUGGAUGCUGCAUCGGAAGGAAUCCAGCCUCUAGCAGAGAAUGUGCCUUCUUGUGUGUCAUUUCACCUCACAGAGAUUAGAGUUUCACGAUUCGUUGGAGACGAACCUAUGUUCCAAAUGAUCAGUUUUUUCCUGAAGCAUGCAACAGUUCUGGAGACACUCAUAAUAGCAAUGAAAUACCUGACAGAAAAAGAAGAACUGAGUAUCACCAAAAGAUUAUUGGAGUUACCAAGGAAUUCAAGGAGUUGUCAAGUCAUCACUGAAUAAUCUUCCUUAUAAUUUCUCUCGUGUUUUAUAUGUAUUGUUUAAUGUUUCACAGUUGGCUCUCUUUGUUCUCUAUACUUUCCUCCAUGCUUUAUCUUUCUCAACAUGAUGAGUAAUUGAAUAGCCUUGCACCCAUGUUUAAUGUUUCA
Molecule: messenger RNA, 1707 nt
Organism: Gossypium raimondii (Peruvian cotton)
Lineage: Eukaryota; Viridiplantae; Streptophyta; Magnoliopsida; Malvales; Malvaceae
Product: F-box/LRR-repeat protein At3g59190
Exons: 3
Coding region: 236-1561 (441 amino acids)
Molecular function (GO): protein binding
Source: RefSeq, a predicted model, not a curated record